UUAAAGGGGAUGGUGGAGUUUUAUAGAGGAAGAAAUGGAUUGGUGAUGAGGAGUUUCGGGGAUGUUCUACUGGUUUCUGUAAUGGGUAAUUGCUGGCAUUGUUGAUCUUCAUUCUUCCACAAACUUCUUCUACCUUCUUGUUCUACAUCUGCGUGGACAACGGCGGUGUGUUAUUUUGUAUUCAAUGAUUCGGUUGUUAGUAACGGAACGGACGGAGCAUCAUCGAGGAGCUUCUGGUUAAAGUUUAGACAUGGACUCUAUGCCCAAUAUGUCUCCUCCGAAUGGCAACACCAGCAUGAACAACUCAACUGGUGAUUCUCCAAUCAUGUCAACGAAGAUGAUGAAUAUGCAGAUGAGCUUCUACUGGGGGAAAGAUGCUGUGAUUCUAUUUCCAAGGUGGCCUAAAGAGAGCCUUGGCCUAUACAUAUUAGCCUUCUUCUUCAUCUUCCUGCUGGCCUUUGCUGUCGAGUUCUUGAGCCACACGCCGCCAAACAAGCUCGGUAAGAGCCCCCUUGCUAGCGCUUCCGUACAGGCGUUCGUGUAUGCUUUCAGGACAGGGUUGGCUUAUCUAGUCAUGUUGGCUGUUAUGUCUUUCAACAUUGGGAUCUUUAUAGCGGCUGUGGCAGGCCACACUCUCGGAUUUUUUGUAGUCAAACUUCGUGUUCUUACUGCUGCAAAGAGGACUGAUUCUAAUGAAGUUUGAUUGCAGAUCGAGCUCUCUUUUUUUCCAAUCUUUUGGAUACUUUUGAACUGCUUGUUUUUCAUUUCCUUGAUGGUGAUUGUAAUGAGAAAAGCUUUCUUAUUACCAAUAUCUUCGCCCGAGAAGAUGGGGUUUUGUUGAGUGUUUGGUUUCCUUAUGUGUAUGUGUUAAUCGUAAGUUUGUAAAUGAAAUGUGCUCAAAAGCGAAGGGGCUUAUGAGGUUAACAAUAUUUAAAAGAGAUAACAAGGGGAAAAUAAAUUAAAGGGUAAGACAGGGUUGGAGUUUAUAAAAUCGAUGUGUUUGUAUUUAAGCAUAUAUACAUUUGAUUCCAUCACUCCAUGUAUGGUUGGAAAAAAAAUCGAAUGAAAUCUUGAUAGCAUUAAAUGUUAA
Messenger RNA from Cucumis sativus (cucumber), 1090 nucleotides. Its product is annotated as copper transporter 2. The record is from RefSeq and is a predicted model, not a curated record. The transcript is spliced from 2 exons. Lineage: Eukaryota; Viridiplantae; Streptophyta; Magnoliopsida; Cucurbitales; Cucurbitaceae. Bases 251 to 703 code for a protein of 150 amino acids. Gene Ontology annotation, cellular component: plasma membrane. Gene Ontology annotation, molecular function: copper ion transmembrane transporter activity. Gene Ontology annotation, biological process: copper ion transmembrane transport; intracellular copper ion homeostasis.